AUGUAUCACACUCGGUGGAUUAGGGACUUGAAGAAAGUUCUAACUAAGAAGUCGACUUCCAUCCCACCCGUUUUCUCUAGCUCGUUUUGCUCUGCACAUAACAAUAAAUUAUGCGUUAUGAGGCCAAUAUUUUGCAUCAUUGAUCCUCACGACUUCUAUCAAGGUUUAAGCCCCAUGAAAUUUCAUGAUUCGAAGUUUUAUGGUUGA
Clunio marinus is the source of this 207-nucleotide messenger RNA. NCBI's taxonomy places the organism in Eukaryota, Metazoa, Arthropoda, Insecta, Diptera, Chironomidae. The record is from the annotation of a GenBank genome assembly.